Periophthalmus magnuspinnatus is the source of this 4597-nucleotide messenger RNA. It is a transcript of the gene itgb1a, whose product is annotated as integrin, beta 1a. Gene Ontology annotation, molecular function: laminin binding; fibronectin binding; collagen binding involved in cell-matrix adhesion. Gene Ontology annotation, cellular component: integrin complex; focal adhesion; cell surface. The transcript has 16 exons. The record is from RefSeq and is a predicted model, not a curated record. Gene Ontology annotation, biological process: cell adhesion mediated by integrin; integrin-mediated signaling pathway; cell-matrix adhesion. Bases 329 to 2734 code for a protein of 801 amino acids. NCBI's taxonomy places the organism in Eukaryota, Metazoa, Chordata, Actinopteri, Gobiiformes, Gobiidae.
CUCUCUCUCUCUCGCUCUCCUGAUUUAGCCCGAGACGCAGAGGACCACGCAGGCGCCUCUCUCUCUCUCCCUCUGUCCUCUGUCUCACACCGGGAUACUGUUUCCUCUUUUACGCACAUUUGGUACCGAUUGAACUCUUUGGAUUUCGGGUGGAACUAACGAACUAUGAGAAGAAACAGAAAUCUAGCGUGACUUUAGAUACGGGAGAAAGUGGCCCCUCGCUCUGUGCCAACAGGGCAGAGCUUGGUUUUACUCAUCAGAAGCACCGGAGGGAAAAAAGGAUCGGUUCUUCUUUAUGUGGACGAGGACAUAACAGCACACAGUGAAGAUGGACCUGAAGUUGCUGUUGAUAUCCACAUUAUUAGGAGUGUUCUGUUAUAGUAGUGCACAAAAAGAGGGGAACGAGUGCAUCAGCGCCAACGCCAAGUACUGUGGAGAGUGCAUCCAGGCUGGGGCCAAGUGCGGCUGGUGUAAAGAUCCUGACUUCCUGAAACAAGGCGAAACUGUGUCAACGCGCUGUGACGAAAUCCAUUCGCUCCGAAACAAAGGAUGCAGAGAGGACAUGAUCGAGAACCCACGAGGAGACCAGAACAUCCUCAAAAACAAGGCCGUGACCAACCGGGGCAAGGGCCCAGACAAGAAGAAACUCAAACCUGAAGACAUCACACAAAUACAGCCACAGAAGAUCAACCUCCUCCUGCGCUCUGGUGAGCCCCAGUCGUUUACAUUGACGUUCAAGCGUGCGGAGGACUACCCCAUCGACCUGUACUACCUCAUGGACCUGUCCUACUCCAUGAAGGACGAUCUGGAGAAUGUUAAGAACCUGGGCACCAGCCUGAUGCUGGAGAUGUCAAAGAUCACCUCAGACUUCAGAAUAGGGUUUGGUUCGUUUGUGGAGAAAACCGUCAUGCCUUAUAUUAGCACCACACCAGCUAAAUUGCUAAAUCCAUGCACAGGAGACCAGAACUGCACUAGCCCCUUUAGCUACAAGAACGUGCUAAAGCUAACUAGCGACGGGAAGAAGUUCAACACAUUGGUGGGACAGCAGCACAUCUCGGGAAACUUGGACUCUCCAGAAGGAGGCUUUGAUGCUAUCAUGCAAGUGGCCGUGUGUGGGGACCUGAUUGGCUGGAGGAAUGUGACCCGCCUGCUGGUCUUCUCCACAGACGCCGGGUUCCAUUUUGCUGGAGAUGGUAAACUCGGCGGCAUCGUCCUCCCCAACGACGGAAAGUGUCACCUGGAGAACAACGUCUACACCAUGAGUCACUACUAUGACUACCCCUCCAUCGCUCACCUGGUGCAGAAGCUGAGCGACAACAACAUCCAAACCAUCUUCGCCGUCACAGAGGAGUUCCAGCCUGUGUACCAGGAGCUGAAAAAUUUAAUACCAAAGUCUGCAGUGGGCACCCUCUCAGCCAACUCAAGCAACGUGAUCAACCUCAUCAUAGAUGCAUACAACUCGCUCUCCUCCGAGGUGAUCCUGGAGAACAGUAAACUUCCAGAGGGAGUGACCAUCGGAUACACGGCACGCUGCAAGAACGGAGUGGUCAACGAGGGCGAGAACGGACGCAAGUGCUCCAACAUCUCCAUAGGGGACGAGGUGACAUUUAACAUCAGCAUCACGUCUAAGGGCUGUCCCAAACAAGGCAAACCUGAGACCAUAAAGAUCAAACCUCUGGGCUUCACUGAGGAGGUGGAGAUCGUCCUCAACUUCAUAUGUGAGUGUGAGUGCCACCGGGAGGGCAUCAAGAACAGCCCUCUGUGUCACCACGGCAACGGCACCUACGAGUGCGGAGCCUGCAAGUGUAACGAGGGCCGUGUGGGAAGGCAGUGUGAGUGCAGCAGUAAUGAUGUGGCCACAGAGGACAUGGACCGAACCUGCCGCAAAGACAACGGCACCGACAUCUGCUCCAACAACGGAGACUGUGUGUGUGGGACCUGUGAGUGCAAGAAGAGAGAGAACCCAGAGGAGCGCUACAGCGGGCAGUACUGUCAGUGUGACAACUUCAACUGCGACCGAUCAGGGAACAAGCUCUGUGGAGGACACGGGCGCUGUGAGUGCCGUGUGUGCAUCUGUGACCACCCCUGGACGGGCAGUGCGUGUGACUGCUCUCUGGACAACAGCACGUGUAUGGCCAGUAACAAGCAGAUCUGUAACGGCCGCGGCACCUGUGAGUGUGGCACCUGCAAAUGCACCGAUCCCAAGUUCCAGGGGCCCACGUGUGAGACCUGCCCCACCUGCCCCGGGGUCUGCACCGAGCACAAGGAGUGUGUGCAGUGCCGCACGUUUGGCACUGGUGAGAAGAAGGACACGUGUGAGAGAGACUGCAGCUACUUUAACCUGAUCAAAGUGAAGGCCCGAGACAAACUGCCCCAGCCCAAUGACGCCACCUACCCCGUCAUGCACUGUAAGGAGCGCGACGCCAACGACUGCUGGUUCUACUACACCUACGCCGUCAACAACAACACCGAGAAGGAGGUGCACGUCGUCGACACGCUCGACUGCCCGGCUGGCCCUGACAUCAUCCCCAUUGUAGCGGGCGUGGUGGCUGGCAUCGUGCUCAUCGGUCUGGCUCUGCUCCUCAUCUGGAAGCUCCUCAUGAUCAUCCACGACCGCAGAGAGUUCGCCAAGUUUGAGAAGGAGAAGAUGAACGCCAAGUGGGACACGGGUGAAAAUCCCAUCUACAAAAGUGCCGUGACAACCGUUGUCAACCCCAAAUACGAAGGAAAGUGAAAGCAUUUAAUAUGGACUUUUUCACCUCAACAACACUUCAGAUGGAAAAAAAAACAGGCAGAAUCCAUCAACUUUGUAUUUUUUUAAUUUUGUUGCUUUCCAUAUAGCAUCAAUUCACUGCGGCUAUUUCUACUAACACCAUUGAGUUAUAUGCAUUUGUCCAAUUUGCUCUGUACAAUGCGUUCUGUGUAUAUACUUUGAAGUUGAAGGUGCUUUUUCCUGCCGCAGGACUGGUAUGGGCAGAUAUUAUGAUAAUGAUUUUACAUUGUGCACACGUUGGAUGUAUGAAUAUAUAUAUUUGUGGAUUAUGGUUUUUCACAACUGUUGUGUCUGUGUUGUCAAUCACUCCUUUUUUCUCCGUGCACUGACCUUCUGUGUAUGACAAGCCGGGCCUGAGUUGAAACUAAAGCUGCAGUAGAAAUAGUAGGCUAAGGAAGUAUAGUAGGAUAGAUGGAUUCUGAAGUUAACAUUAGCAGAUUUAAUUCACAAAAUAGCUACACAGGCUAAUAAUAUGAAAUUGUGCAAAACAUUUCAAUACAGUUCACACAUGUCAUAAUUUAGUUGCAAUUCUGUUAAACUGCAACUUUAAAGAUUUACCAUGUAUCUUUUCUAGGGUCCACUGUGGAGAUGUUAUUGCUUUGCCAAGAAUGUUCCACUGUAUAGCAUGAAUCUAUCUUGCAUUUACUCCAUUACAGGUGUAUUCAUUUAAAUACCUUGAAAAACAUUCUUACUGUGAGCGGGCUCGCCUGUCCAUAGAUCUGACCUGCCACUUGGCCUGGUAGUGUCAACUCCUUGUUUUUAUGGAGAUAUGUUCAGUGCUGUGGAACAUUCCAGGCAAAGUAAUAAGUAAUCUCCAUGGACACAAGCUUGUGGCAAACCAUCCACUAGAAAAGUUACAUAGUUCAUCUUUAAUGAUUGACUUUUCUUUCUGAAAAUAGAAAUAUGGAAAGUUUACGUUGCCAAAUCGUGUCGUAUGUGAGCGUACUGUUGCCUAUGUUAAGAAUAUUAGCAAUGGGCUAAAUAUGUAGCUAAUUUAUUCAGAUAUUAUAAUUAGGCUAAUACAGGUUAGCUACCAGUGUAUGUUAUACGUAACUGAUUUCAUACUAUGCUGGAUAAAAUGAGGUUAAGAAGUACCCUUUGUACAAACAUGAUUAAGGCCUACUAUAUAAAAAGGCUAACACCGUUUUCAACUAAUGCACUAACGUUAUGUAAACUGGUGUAAUUAUUAGCUAUAACUUAUUUCCUUUUGGAUAAUAAUUGUGUUUGGGAAAUUGGAAGUACGCUAGGCUCGCUGUCAGUGACUCAGCAGCCAUUUUGAAAAGCUUAAACAAUUACAUUAACUUACUGUAUAUUUCAUCAAAAUUCCACCCACCACUACUUUCUCUUUUUUUUUUUUUAAGUAAAUUUGAACAAAAUGUAUUAAAAUUGUACUCAAAGAUUUUAAUUUUAAAGGAAGUAGUCACUAUUUUACAGUUUGUUUUAGGCCUAUUGAACUGCUCACACAAAGGGACUGUAAACCACUUGGAUGCUGAACAAUCAAUGGAGAUGUAAUAUAGGCUACUACACCCACGCUUGUUUUUGAAGUAUUAUUGUAUUUGUAAUGUGCAGUAAGACUAUGCUUCUCAGGUCCUCUUCCUGUGUUUUUUUCGCCACACCAAAAAUGUUCCUGUCAGUGAGAGUUCGUGAUUGUGAACUGUUUUAGGGCUUUGAAGAAACGCGCAUAACCUCAGAUAUGUUCCACCAGAAUGCCUUUCUUUGACCACACCCAAGCCUUCACCGAGUUGUUUUCAAAGUGCCUUUUCUUUCACCAACAUGCUCUCUCCCAAUGCUGUCAAUGGUUAUUUAUUAAAGAAACUACCAAAA